AGAGAUGCAGCAACGCAGGGAGAAGAAAAUUCAGGAGAAUUCUCCUGAGGGCAGGAGCCAAGCUGGCCAAUGUAAUCAAUGUAGGACAUCAACAAACACAGAUAACAGGAAAUGAUCCAUUCCCCGUGGUCACUUAUUCUAAAGUCCUGAACUUUUAUAGUUCAGGGAGUGAAAUGAAUGACUCCACAGAAGGGAAGCAGUCACGCCUUUCUUGUUGUUUUAAGAGAAGAGAAGAAAUGAAACUGAAGGAGUAUGUCUCCAUCCUCCCCCAGAAGGAAAGCCCCUCUGUCCAAUUCUCCAAAAAUGGAACACUGCUGGCCUUCACCUUGCUGCUAGCCCUGGUGUCCUGCUGCCUCACGGUGGUAUCUUUCUGCAGGGUGGCUGCCUUACAAGCAGAGCUGAGAAGCCUCCGGGAGGAACUGCAAGAGCACCAAACUGAGCAGCUGCCAGGCCCUCUCCAGGCAGGAGCAGCAGCAACCAGGGCAGCUAUGCGGGAGGCUCCAGCUGCCACCUCGGUACUGAAAGGGAUCUUGGCACCGCGAGCUUCAGGAGAAAGCAACUCCAGUCAAAGCAUAAGGAAUAAGCGUGCUGCUCAGGGUCCAGAAGAAACAGUCACUCAAGACUGCUUGCAACUGAUUGCAGAUAAUGACAUGCCUACUAUACGAAAAGGAUCUUACACAUUCGUUCCGUGGCUUCUCAGCUUUAAAAGAGGAAGAGCCCUAGAAGAAAAAGAAAAUAAAAUACUGGUCAAAGAAACCGGUUACUUUUUUAUAUAUGGUCAGGUUUUGUACACCGAUAACACCUUUGCCAUGGGACACCUAAUACAGAGGAAAAAAGUCCAUGUCUUUGGGGAUGAAUUGAGUCUGGUGACUUUGUUCCGAUGUAUUCAAAAUAUGCCUGAAACACUACCCAAUAAUUCCUGUUAUUCAGCUGGCAUUGCAAAGCUGGAAGAAGGAGAUGAACUUCAGCUUGCAAUACCACGUGAAGAUGCUAAAAUAUCACGGGAUGGAGAUGGCACUUUUUUUGGUGCAUUGAAACUUCUGUGACCUACUUACACCUUGUUUGUGGCUAUUUUCCUCCCAUUCUGUGUACCUCUAAGGAGAAAGCACUUGAGUGGACAUACCAAAAAGGGGGGAAAAAGUAGUUAUCAUAGCCUUUUCUGUGAACUGUUUGUUUUGGUUUGCUGAAACUAGACCAAACAGGAAAUUUUAACAGACAACCACAGCCAAGGGACUGUCAUGUGGUUUACAAGAAAUAGAGCUCAUUUAAGGAAAGAUAGAAUUAGAAAGACUUUUUCGCUAUCAUGCCAUGUUGAACAACUUAGUCAUAGUUUCUUGUCUUGGAGGAAGUGCAGGAUCAAAGGGGCAGAAAUCAUUUGUUCAAAAAUGGUAUUCCAUUAUUUACUAUGCAACAAGUGCCCACAUCUAUGGGACAGUAAGACCUUUGGGAGAAAUCUCAGAAUUCAUCCUCUAUUUUUAUGUGAAAUAUACCCCUCUCCUUUUUCAUUUAACAUUAUAGAUAGUAAAAAGAAAAAAAUACAGAAAUUUUGCAUUCACUACAUGAAAAAGUAAU
Pteronotus mesoamericanus is the source of this 1572-nucleotide messenger RNA. RefSeq names its product TNF superfamily member 13b (gene TNFSF13B). Gene Ontology annotation, cellular component: membrane. Lineage: Eukaryota; Metazoa; Chordata; Mammalia; Chiroptera; Mormoopidae. Bases 174 to 1046 code for a protein of 290 amino acids. The record is from RefSeq and is a predicted model, not a curated record. Gene Ontology annotation, biological process: positive regulation of B cell proliferation; immune response. The transcript has 6 exons. Gene Ontology annotation, molecular function: receptor ligand activity; tumor necrosis factor receptor binding.